Molecule: messenger RNA, 15964 nt
Organism: Amoebophrya sp. A120
Lineage: Eukaryota; Dinophyceae; Syndiniales; Amoebophryaceae
Source: the annotation of a GenBank genome assembly
GACCAUGAUCAUGGUCUAUACCAGUGCCGCGGUUUUUUCUUUCGACUAAAGUAUAGUAAUCUUCUUUGUUCCACCCUGCGACAUCUAGUCCUUGAAGAUCCACCUAUUGUGUCUUGAUUUCGGAGAUAUCUACGUAUCAUCACAUAAAAUUUAUCUUUAUGUGUCUACUGAAUAUUUCAUCCUGCACGACCUGUGCCUGUACUUACUACUACACCUACUCAACGGAAGCAACCAACAAGAACAAUUACGGGUACUAGUAGUACACCCACUUCUCCGCGGCCUCGGCUUGGUGUGCGACUUCUUCGGAGCACCAGUGCAGCAUGAGUUCUUCGAUAGUUGUGCAUGAUCUACUUGCUUCGAAAGCGCAACGACGCACCAGGCGAUUUGUAAAUUGGUAGUUCACUUCACAACAGUCGUCGCCCAGCACAACAUACACUAGAAGGUCAAGGUCGUCCCCAGCGAGGACUAGAUUACCUCCAACACCACUAUGAAGCGGCGGUCGAAGACCAUGGGGGACCUGGGCCGGUCCAAAACCUCGAGCAGUGGCGCGGAGCUGGGCGGGGGUGCAGCUACGACUGGUGGAGCAGCCGCCCACCAGAUCCUUGGCGACGCAAAAAAAGGCACGAGCACCAGCACUCGUCCAGUAUCCUGUGCAAAAGUAUCGUACUCGUAUAAAUGCAAGUCUUGCACUUACAAAUCUUGUUCCCAAGGCAAAUCAGCAUGACAAAUUAUAUUUCUCAUGCUGAGUAAAUUUGUAUAUGCAUUUAUACGAGUACGAUACUUUUGCACUUCAUAUCCAGACUCUUCGGGCAACAAGGUCACGCUGCCUGAUAUGGAGUUCUCAAACGUUACAUUCUCAACUGUUACAUGCUUUGUCAUGCAAAAUGACCAUGAGCCACCAGACGAUCAAGCUGCGUCGCAUGACAAAUUCUCGGAGGGCUAAACAGUGUGUAAAUCCGCACCAGAUCUGUCAUGCAAGACGCGCAAGCUCUCCCUUUCAGUUUUGCCAUUCUUGCAUCACAAAUUCAUGUAACAGUUGAGGAUGUAACAGCUGAGAACGCCAUGCCUGAGAUCCGGAUCCUGCCUGGUAUCCGGGAGCGCAUGCAGUAUCCAGACGGACACCCGCGAGUAAGUAUGAACGAUGAAGACACCAUGGACGCCUUUCGCCGGACCUUGAAUCGCUUGGAAAAGUCGAAUAUGCAAUGCAAAAGUAUCGUACUAGUAGUAAUUGAAUUACAAAUUGUCUCAGCAUGACAAAUAGAAAUUUGUCAUGCUGAUUUGCCGGGAGAACGAGAUUUGUAAUGCAAGAUUUGCAUAUUAAUUCAUUUUCAUGCGUUACGAGUGCGAUACUUUUGCACAGGAUAUCAAAGUCCGUGUGCGAGGAGCUCGAAGCACAUGCCAAGAAGAAAAUCACCAAACGGAGUUUCAGCACCAUGGGCGGACAAUCGACAGGUGGAACGUUUUCACCCUCUCCGCUGGCGAGUCCCGGGGGCGGUCAGCACAUGAGCCGGGCGCACACAACCGCUAACUUCAUGACGACGGGGAAAACAAGCACCAGCAGUGCAUCAAAUACAAAUGCUGGAGCAGGUGCAGGACCAGCGACAGAGGCAACCAUGUCUUCAACCUUCGCGCCGACGUCCAGCAGUACGACCCUCGGCGCAACGGACGUCAGUGCAGCUCCUCCAGCGGGAGCAGCUUUUAAUACAAAUAGUACCGGGGGGAGCAAUUUUAAUGUAGCGGCCUCUGCAACGUCGACAGCAUCGAGCUUUCCGGCCUUCCGUACGACGGUAGCCUCGGAUUUUCUAAACAACCCGGAAAUUUUCGAGGGCUACAAAAAGGAUCUGGACUUUCCGAAGAACGAAAAGGUAAAUCACAACGCCGACUAUACCAACGACCGGGCGCGCUACCUGAUGCUGAUAUCCAGGAAAAAAACAUUGUAGGUGUAACUUUCUUGGAGGAUUAGCAUGACAAAUAUCUCUCGCAUGACAGCAAAAAACUGCCAUGCGCAGAUAGUACCGGAAAACGCCGUUGAAUGGGCCCUGCGAUGCACGCCAAGCAUGACAGACGCAAUCAUCUUGCAUGUUGCGCAUCACAAAUUUACUCCCGCAGAGGGAGCGAAAGAGCACGGCCCGAGCGAGUGAAACUGUCUCGAUUUGCGUGAAAGGGUCCCGAAAAUGAAACGCGCAGCGCUCCCCGGAAUCGAUUCAAAUAAAACGCGAACGCCUGCCGGGGCGGUUGGCAAAAGAAAGACAGGGAAGCGGCCAGAGGCCGGCGCCCUGGGGACGGCGACGGCCCUCCCGGCGCCUGCGCUCCCAGACCGUGACAAAUAGCAGGCAAAGUGGCCGCCGCAGCCGGCUCUAUCAAUCUUCCUUGUGCCCGUGCCGCGGCCGCUGCGUAGUUGUGUUGCUCUGAGUUUCAUUUCGCGCCGCCCCGCGGGAAUUUGCGUGGCCCUGGGCGAGCGGGCCGGACGCCCGUGGUAGAGGGCGCCGAGCCUCCGCGCCCUUGCCUGGUCGCUGCGCCUUUGCCAACCAGAUCGGGCCCCAGUCGCGGUAAAUUAUAAAAAUUCAGGGCGUGACUUUAAAAAAUCCCGCAGAGGACUUGCGCUGCGAAAAAAAAUUUGGCGCGGAUGGUGGGAGUUUCUGCAAUUUCCGCGCUGCCUAUCGUCCUGCUUGGUUUCCGGGCGUGCCUUUGGGCGUGGUGGGAGGGCCUUUGGGAUGGUCCGCGUUUUGUUUGGGGUAUGCCGGGCCCUGCGGUGUCCUGCGUUUCUUAUCCUGUGGGAUUCUUCCGCGCCCGGUGUGGGGUUAGUUGUUGCCGGCCGCCGGCCGACCGGCUUUUCUUCCGGGAUUUGGUCAGGCAGACAGGCCCGGGCGAAUCCCCGCCCUAAUUGCAGACUAAAAAUUUGCUAAAUUGAACCGGCGCCCGGGCCCCGGCAGGCUUUGGGGUUUUCCGUGUUUUCAAGGCCCAGCGCAGUCGCGCGGCCCGCUCUUCUCCGGGUUUCCAGCUUUGGGGGCAGGGCCGCACGUUCGGCGGCCUGCCGGACAGCGGGCAAGGCGCCCGUCUUGCGGGUAUUUUUUGGCACGGGCCUGUUGGUUUGUCUCUGUGGGGUCCGGCUGGGGCAUUUCGGCCCUUGCCGGGGCAGGGUUCCGAGUCCGCUAAAUUAGUCCGCUAACUGGGUCACAAAUUUUCAGAAAAGUGCCCAGAACGCUGUUGCUAAUCUGCCCUUUAAUAGUCUGCUAAAAUUUUGGAGGUGUCUGCUAACCUGCCCCGCUAACCCGACUGCUAAUUGUCAUCUAAUUGGGGCCUCGGGUCUGCUAGCGGGGGAAAGUAGGGAAAACCAAUGCGAUUUCGCUGGUGUUCAGGCAGUGUCCGAACAUCAGGGAAAUCGCAUUGGUUUUUUGCCUUGCUCAGUUCGGGGGGGCCCAGUUAGCAGACAUAUUAGCAGACACUUUUUCGGAAGCCGAAAAAAAUUAGAACCCAAUUAAAGGGCCGAUUAGCAGAGGGGGUUUUGAAAUUCCCUGAGGCGUUUAGCAGACUCACGCAGGGGGGUCGGAGGGGGUGAAUUAGCAGACAAAUUAGCAGGCCUGCCGUCGGGGUUGGGCCUCAUGUGGUCGAGAUUGGGUUAUCAUGAUCGGGCGCGCGGGUCGUCGGUCGUGUUCUCGCUGGCCGGCUUUGGGGGUUCGUUUUUCUUCGUUGCCUGAAUUGCGCCGAGCGAAAUGAUUGCACCUCGUCGCCCGUCCUCGUUGGUAAGUUUCUUUCUGCCGUGUUUGCGGCGAAAGUUUCCGGCUUUGGGGGAUUUGCAGAUUAGCAAUUUUUUAGCCUGCAAUUAACAUCAUUAGGUCGCCCGGGCCUGUCUUCCUGAAUUUGGAACGCGGAGCCGGGUACUUUUACGACAAAAAACUGCAUGGAUUACGACAAGAAUUUUGAAAAAGUUUCAAAAAAUUCUAAAAAAACUGCCGCUGGAAAAACAUGAGGAAAAUCGAAGCCCUAUGGUCCGGCUUUCUGCCGUUUUUAUUUUUUUCGUAAUUUCGGCAGACCUUUAAUUUUAAAAGAUCAGCUGCAAUUUUUAUUGCACCUGAUGCACGUACGAAACGCAGGGAAACGACGCAAAAAACCCGGAGGGUGGUGCUGUCGCUUCGCGUGAUCCAGCCCGUGACCCACCGCCCAGAGCCGGCGCGUUUGGCGCGAUGGGUCGCAGUUCUUAUCUCGAUGAGCCGCCCGGCUUGUUCUUCUCCCUUUCGGGGCUCCCAUUUUUCGCCCUCGGCUGUGUUUUCCCCUGUGUGUGGGCUUUCGCGGCCCAUGACUCGGCUCGGGAUCUUUUGCGACCGUGUUUCGCCGCCUUGGUAAUUUUUAAAAUCUAAUCCGGGCCCCUUGGCGGUCGAUCUGGUUGGCCUUUGCCGUGGUUGGCGCGCUGCCCUGCGUUGCAUUUCGCGCCGCCCCGCGGGAAUUCGUCUGGCCCUGGGCGAGCGGGCCGGGCGCCAGUGGUAGGGGGCGCCGAGUCUCCGCGCCCUGGUCUGGCCGCUGUGUCCUUGCGUUCGUUGGUUGGUUCGUGUUUCUGAGUUGCAUGUCGCGCCGCCCCGCGGGAAUUUGCCUGGCCAUAGGCGAGCGGGCCGGGCGCCAGUGGUAGACUAGAGGGCGCCGAGUUUCCGUGCCCUCGCUCGCCUGGCCGCUGCGUCUUACUUUUCGCUGGGUGGUUCGUAUGUAGUGAAGUCACCAAACGGCUCCGCGAAAAACGAACGGGGAGUGGUCAUAUACCGUGAAAAACGAACGCAGGCUUUCAAUCGGCAGAAAGUGGCUUUGAACAUAAAGAGUUUCCGUUUGUCAAUCGGCUCUGGCUGACCUGGCACCGAAUCCAUCGCCGCCGGCCCGGCGGAUUCCAUCGGUCGCCGAUCUAAAAAACGACGCAGAGGAGCCAGCAAAAGGGGCGCCAUUCUGAGGCGCCUGGCGCACCUAAUUCCGCCGAUUUGGGGCGCCCAAUAAGGGGCGCCGAAAAAGUGCGAAGAUGGCAAAGGCUUCGGAUCCGCGUGCUAUGUGCACCAUUUUUGGCUCCUUUUCGAGGUCGCAGAGACGGCUAACAAGGUCGAGCACUUGUAAUGUGGAGAGCAAUCCAAGGCGCGCGACUUUUCAACAAAAAAAACAAACAAAAGCGGAAAGCUCGCCAAAAUCUUAAAGCCAAUUCGCAUGCUAUGGGCCCGAUUUGGGGCGCCCAGGGGGCCGGGCUUGGUAGGGGCCCUUGCGUGGCUAUAGCACGCGGGAAAGCGUUUCGAUUCAGGGGGCGGCGGGGGCAUGGCUUUUCCACAAAAAAAACCAAAGGACGCAAACCCCGCCAAAAGCAGCAGGCCAGCCCGCAUGCUAUGGGCCCGAUUUCGGGGGCCCAGAGGGCCGACCCUGGCGGAGGCCCUUGUGGGGCCAUAGCAUGUGGGAAAGCGUUUCUCCUCUGAAAAGAGCAAAAAGACCCGGCGUCGUCCAGUCUGUUAGAAAAAACCCGCGCGACCUCACUACCCCCGCCUCGGCGGCUAUAUUUGGCAGCCCUGAGCUGCAUGCCGCGCCGCCCCGCGGGAAAGAAGUUGCCUUGUCAUGUCGUAUUCGGUCGAGCCGAAGACGAGGCGCAAAAGAAUCGAAAUGGUGGCGCCCAAUUACGAAAGGCCGGAAAAGUGCACCAAAAUAGUGCGGCCAGGGUUUCUCGCGUGAUUUCGCGCCAGCUGCUUCGGUUUCGAUCGGCCCCGGGCACGUCAGUGCCAUGCCCGAAGUAAGGUUUGCGCCGGUUUAGCCAAUGACGAACGUCGAGAGACAAAGGAGAAAGGCUUGAGCGCUACAACCCGCGCACUCGCUUGCCGCCUUCUUCGCGCGCGGGCGAUGGACUGCGCCCCAUUUCGACACGCUUGCGCCUUUAUUAGGCCUAGCGAGCGCGUGUUGGCCAGCUGUUUCGCUACCGCUCCAACAUGGGGCACCGGUGUAGUUUGGAUCGCAAUGCAAGCGCAUUCCGCUGCUUUUUGCGCUGUUAGGGCGUUUUUUCUGCCCCUUCGACGCUUGCUAAUAGACUUGGCGAGACCCUUGCGCUUUUGGCUCGUUUGAUUAUCAGCCGCGCCGGCUUCCCUUGUUUUUCGCCGCUUAAUGAUGAAAGGCAGGACAAGUGCAGCAACAUGGUGCGCCUGAAGAUUUUUCGCGGGCGUGAUUUCGCGCCAGAAGCUUUGGCUACGGUUCUGGAUACGCCAGCACCAGGCCCGGCCUUAUUUAAAAAGCCCGGCGAAUAUCCGCGGAGCUUUUUCGUCGUGUUCUCUAUGAUUUGCAGCGUUUUUUGUGGUUUUUGCCAUCGUUUUGACGUUUUUGAUCUGAUUUCUGCACCAUUUUGCGCGUUUUGAAGCAAAGAAGUCCGCUUUCGGGGUCAUUUUGCACCGUUUCGCAAACUAUUGACGCAAUUUGCGCGCAUUUUCAUCCAUUUGCACCAAAAAAAGGCAAGCUUUGCGCGUUUUCGUGCUUUUUGAUUCGCUUUUGCGGCCAUUUUGCUGCUUUUGUUAUUGUACUAAGCCAAAACAGUGCCACUUUUGCCCGUUUGCUGUGCUACUGGCUUCAUUUGUUGCGUUUUUGACUAAUUUGAUGCGUUUUCGGCGUCAUUUUGCACGAUUUCGCAUGCUAUUGACCUAAUUUGCGCGCAUUUUGCCCCAUUUGAUGCACAAAAACGCGAGCCCGAGCCGCGACAAUUUGCGAAAUCCCGGCGAAUAUUCGCGGACUUUUUCUCGUCGCAUUUUCCCCAAUUUGGAGCGUUUUUUGUGGCUUUUGCCAUCGUUUUGUCUUUUUUGCAUCGAUUUUUGCACCAUUUUGCGCGUUUUGGAACGACAAAAAUUCAGCGAUUUUCGGUUCGUGUCUUGCAUGUUUCGUAACAUAAUUUAUAAGAUUUACACUAACAACUUUUUUUUCUUGGAUAGCUGAAGCGGCGGAAACAGUUGUUACUCAAGAAGCGGCAGCAGCUUUUGCUCAAGCAGAAUGCGCAUCACAAGUACACCACGGUGGAAGAUGUGGAGGCUGCAGUGCGCCUGGAGUCGGACGAGUUCCACGCCUCAGUAGACGCGCAGGAAGAAGAGAUCCAGGGGGGCAAGGGAAGUAGCGGCAGUCCGCGAGCUAUCGAAAGGAAAAAUCCCCCCUCCCCAUAUCGAAAACGAAAUUUGUGAUGCUGUAUUUGAGGUCACAAAUCAGAUUUGUCUUGCUGGCGAGGACUGCAGGCCCAUAUCAGGCCUGAGUAGACAAGUUUUGGCCUAGGCGCUUAGCAUGGCAGACGUCUACGCAGUAGGAGCAACAGCAUGACAAACCGCCUGUAGAAUGUGGCGGAGCCUGUAGACUUGCCUUCAUGCAAUACAGCGACGAUUUGUGGUCUCAAAUCUGCAUCACAAAUUUUCAGAAGUGUCCCGGUUUGGUAUGGGGAGGGGGGAUUUUUCCUCACAAUACGAACAAAGGGCUCCCCUGGAGGCGGUGGGAGUAGAACACCAAAUAGCCCGGGUGGCGGAGGUCAGAAAGACGCGAUUCCGGAAAUUCUGCCCAUUUCCCCCAAGGAGGAGAAGGUGCUGCUCGUGGUUUUUACAUGUAGUUAUUACAUAGAUGCCUCACUUCACUCAUGCUCGAGUCGUGUUUUUACCACGUGAUCCUAAUCCUAUGUCUACGUCAAGCGUGCCGAGUUGUACCUACGUAAAAAUUUGUUGCACACAGACUGGUCGUGAUCCAGCGCAAGUAGUUGUAGUUGCACUGCAAAAAUAAAGAGACCGCACGAGCCUUGUUUAUUUCGACAAAAUGAAAAUUGUAAAACAGGUUCAAUCUGUCGGGCAAUCGCAGCAGGAGGCCGCGCGCGCGCUGCUGCGCGACCAGCCGCAGGCCUUUGGGCUGGCGUUGAGCAACAUGGCAAAGGAGCUGAGGCGCAUCGACAUCGCGAAUCUGCGGGAACUUCUGCCGGCCUUUGUGGUGACCGAGCAAGUAGUCAACGAAACGACAAUAUGCACUGCAAAUAUGUCUGGGUCUGGAAGGAUGCAACUUGUGAUGCUACCUUUGGACUCUACAUAAAAUCUGUAUUGCAUGAACAGCAAAAGAGGCGCAAUUUGUGCUAUGCCGAGAGGGCAUUUCUCAUGCGGUAUGAGAAUCAGAGAGCCCUCACAGAAUCUCCGCAGCUCGGGCAUGCAUCACAGCCUCCCUGGGUCAUGGAAAAUCUGCAUGACAAACUUCUGCAUUCUUCCAGACUCAGACAUUUUUGCGAAUCAUAGACAAAGUCUUUCGAGAACAAGAUCGAUCCGCAAUUUUCGCCGCCUGUGCAGCAUCGGGAAACAACCGUGGUUGAAUCACACAAUCAUGAAAAGAUGCGGAGCAGCAAGGUUGCAACGUUCCGGGCGCCGGCGAAGAAGCGAGAGUUUUUUAAGGUAUAAUACACAGUCUCUAACUUAAACUUGAAGGUUAUCUUUCUUCCAUAGCGUAAGCGUAUCCCAUUUUUGCAUCGAAGAUGAGAAUAAAAGUGAAUGAAACAAAUAAAAUCACUAUAAGUCGAUUCAUUUUUCUCCCGAAUCCCUGUGUUUAGCAAUGGGUAUUCUGGCCACCCUACUUUGUACUUUGCUACUUUCCCAAUCGCGCGGCUAGCACAACUGGAAGUGCGCUCGGCUGGGCUCUCUGACCACGCGUGUGUGGCGGAGGCUCCUCGGCUCUGCGGCACACCACCAAGUGGUCCCUCCAGAACGGAAGGAAGGAGGUUCAGGGUUGUGCUGGGAACAACGCAACAGUUCCCAGGCACUAGCCUGGGAGAGCGGCCAGGAGAUCCAUUCAAAAGCUCUACCAUCCAAGCGGCUUCGCCCGCAGGCGGCUUCGACCGCGGACGGUCUGGCGGGUUCUGGCUGAGAGGUCCGGGUUCGAAUCCCGGAACGCGCGCAAUUUUUGCUUUCGCCUUGGGUUGUUGUUCUUCUGACGAGAACUACAAGGACGGCGUCGUCCCGUCUGAGUGCGCUCGCGCGCGCUGCGCAAUGGUUAAAAUUGCUUCUUUCUCGUCCUCCCAUGCCGGUCGGACGCGGACGAGUGUUGAUAUUUAUCCUUUCGGCACGACGUGGACGGGUUGGUCACAAGUACUUGUUGUGCAUACAGCCCAGCAGCCCGGACUCUGUGUCGGCCCGUCGUGGAACAAGGAUCAAGUACGCGGCAGCUCCACGACACUUUCUUACUUAUACACGACGUAGUAGUAAAAAUACACUAUCCAAACCAGGGCGCCACCGCUCCGCCGGAGUCACUUCUGCUAUUCCCCAACCUUCGCGACGUUUCGCUUCCAGACAUGCGGCUGCCCAACGGUUCCUUUCUCGCGAGGCUGCUCAAGCUCGUGGCGCUAUGCAUUGCAAAAAUGUCUGGGUCUGGAAGGUUGGAACUUGUCAUGCUAAAUCUGAAUCGCGCAAAAAUCUGUGUUGCAUGAUUACCAAAUGCUGCCCACUUUUGAUCUAGUUGAGAGGCAGUUUCUCAUGCAGGAUAGGCAUGAUAGUGAUCUCACAGAAUCUGCCAUGCUAGGUCCUCCAUUACAGAUCAUAUGGGUCAUGGAAAACCUGCAUGACAAGUCGAGCAAAGUUUCAGACCCAGACACUUUUGCAUUUGAUAGGCCCGCAACGAGGGCAAUUCGCCGUUGCUGAACUUGACGCUGGACGGAAACCAGUUGGAUUUCGAAAACAUCCGGUUCACGCUGGAAUCAAACAAGGAGAACCUUUUGCACAAGCACAGCAGCGGCGGAAAGAUGAUAAAAAAAGCUGCCAGUGGGAUUGGGAACAGCUACAAGAUGAACGGUAGUGCAAUAGCCGACCACGAGGCAGAAAUGUUUAUACAGCCGUCCGGCAACAAGCACGCGCUUUCCGAUUACCCGCCCGACAAGCAGACGUCGCGGAUAUACGAAGAUUCACAGAAGAUUUUGAAGGACCACGAGAAAGACAUUGCGGAAAUUAGCGGGAGGUCCAUGCGGAGUUGGCAGAAGCACCACUUACACUUCCAGAACCUGCAGCAGCACCACCCCCAGCACCUCCCGCACACUCCGAUUACGCCGAUGACGCCGCAGGUCGAAGGCGGAGCUGGAAGUUCAUCUUCUCACGGGCGUCACCAGAAAGGCGAUAGCUUCUCCAGCACUGCCACCAGUUCCAUGCACAACACCACGCAGUCGUCCUUCUCCCUGCUCCACAAUCGGCCGCCUUCCCCGAUACGACGACAACCCCGGGACGAACUCGCCAACAUCGCGCGCCGCAACAUCCUAUGCACUGCAAAAGUAUCGUACUAGUAUAGAUUGCAUUACAAAUUUUCCCAAGAACAAAGAUGCACUUUGUCCUGCUCUUUCAGGUAGAAAGUUGGAUUUGUCAUGCAUAUCUGCAAUUAGUACGAAUGCGAUACUUUUGCACAGGAUACAUCCGCAUCCGCAUGGGGGCGAGCGCGGGAAAGGAGACAAAAUCUACCACCCGCGAGGAAGACGAGGCGCAGGCGGAGGAGAUGCUGUAUCACAUCGCGAACGCGAGCCACAUCCAGUUCUACCCCGACUUGACCACCAGCUGUCUGGAUCUGGUAAAGCUGUACGACAAGCUGAAGUACCUCUCCCUGAAGCGCUGCAACAUCGUAUGACAGUGCACAACUCCCCCUUCCCCUCAUUUGUAUGGCAUGAACAGCAAUACAAGCGCCAGCGAGAAUGCAGGUUUUGCAUGACAAAUUUGCACCGGAUUGUCGCGCUAUUUGGGCUGCCAGAACUUCUCAUGCAAACAGUGCUAAGAGUCACACUCACAGCCUGCUGAAUUGGGCACUUUGCAUGACAAAUGAGGGGGAGGGGGAGUUGUGCACAUUCACACAUCGACGAGCAGGUCGUGAAAAGGUUGAUCCUGCCCUACCAGUCGAUUGAGGUGCUGCUGCUCGACGAAAACCCGCUGCUAGACAUGGGGUUGCUUUACUUGAUGAAGGCCAACCCGCUGGUGUUCGGCCACUAUCCACUGCAACUAUGUCUGGCUCUGGAAGAUUGCCAGGUCUGUCAUGCAUAUUUUGCAUGCCCCAUGAUGCCUGAGAUGCAUGACCUAGCAUCACAGAUUUUUUGAGGGCUUGCGCAUGCUAUACCGCAUGAGAAAUUAUGCCCUCUACUCUCUCUCUCUCUCCGUAGCACAAACUGGGCUCCUGUUGCUGGUUAUGCAAUACAGAUUUUUCUAGAAUCCAAAAACAGCAUCACAAAGUGCAACCUUCCAGACACAUCCAGGGAUAUUUGCAUUUGGUAGCCACCUUCCCCGCCCCAUUUUGAAGAUCAUCUACGGGUACGAGGGGUCGGUAUCCUCUGCAAAAGUAUCUGAUACUCGUAUUGCAAUCAUGCAUUACAAAUCUUUUUCUUAAGGUAAAUCCACAUUACAAAUAUCAUGCGUCAUGCUGACGAAAUUUGUAAUGCAUUUAUACGAGUACGAUGCUUUUGCAUCUCAUACUCGGAGGCGGAUAGCGAUCCAUUGGAGGAUAUCCUGUGUAAAAACGUCCCCAUAGUACCAGAGUUGUGAUGCAGGUUAGCAAAUACAGCAACAUUUGGAAUGCGCGCCCGCAUGACACCAGGCAUUUCCAGUCGCGUUUUGGAAUUUGUAAUGCUGUGAGAAGGAAGAUAGGAGAAUGGCUUUGUUAUGCGGCUGUGCUUGCUACCUUGUAGUACAAUACAGAGAGAAACUUGUCAUGCGUCAUCCCCAAAACUUCUGGAUUUCUGUUGCUGAGUUCCCAACUUGACUCUGGGCUCGUGGGGACGUUUUUGCUCAGCAUAGAGGAAACCGAAGUCGAGUCCGCGUUCGAUUUUGGCGAGUUUUUGGCUGUAUCCUGUGCAAAAGUUUCGUACUCGUAUUGCAAUCAUGCAUUACAUUUUUUUUUUCUGAAAGCAAAUCCGCAUUACAAAUUUCAUUUCUCAUGCUGAGGAAAUUUGUAAUGCAUUGGAUUGGUAUGAAUACGAUACUUUUGCAAUUCAUAGGCCGAUUUGGGCGAGGACUUUCUGAACACGGACUUCAUCAACGGCGGCGUCAAGGAGGAAAAGGACGACCUGGCAGCGUCGGUGACAGAAAAACUGCGGGCGAGUAGGGUCGUGGACGAAGAGCAGAUUGCUGAUCAUCGGGAAAUAGAUGUUGCAAACAAGGAAAUAUUAGACAACUGCUCAUCAUCCCAUGUUGAUAUUUCACAAGGAGCUGCAGCUGCACCAACCGGAAAUAUCAAAAAUGUUGCUGCCACAGGUUCAUCUUCAACUGGUGCAGGACCUCCUGCGACUCUGAAAAGCAGUUUGAAAACGUCUUCCUCCUCAACAUCCACAUCUAAACAGCAACAACAGGGCCCUACAGCUUCCUCCUCCGAACCACCUGUAGCAUCGUCCAACAACUACUAUAAUCCCCCUCCAAAGUCCCCGCUGCACUCGCUAUCCCUACGAAAAACCGGACUCUGCGCCGGGAAUCUGCUCUCGCUGCUGUUUAUGAACUGCAAAAGUAUCGUACUCGUAUAAAUGCAUCACAAAUUUCCUCAGCGUGAGAAAUAGAAUUUGUAGUGCUGAUUUGCCUUGGGAACAAAAUUUGUCAUGCAAGACUUGCAUUUAUAUGAGUACGAUAGUUUUGCACUGGAUGCUGUUUCAGUCCAGUUCGGCGAAAUUGAAACAGCUGGAUUUGAGCCGCAACCCGUCGCUGACUGUUUCCUACCUCGAGUCGAACACCCAGCCAGCGCUAUCCUGAGCGAAAACGCCCGCGCCCCAGAGUCAAGUUGGGAAAUCUGCUAGACAAAUCGACCAGCUUUAGUUGUUGCGCAUGACAGGUCUCCACCUGCAGUGUAAGUAGUGACGUUUCGCAAGGGAAGCCGCGUUGGAAAGCCGUUUUCUCAUCCUAGUUACAGCAUUACAAAUGCCAAAACACGACGACUAGAAAUGCCUCCCAUGGAGAUGCGCAUUACAAAUCGACUCCAGUCAUUGCGCAUUUGCAUGACAGCUCUGGGGAGGUGGGGACGCUUUUACAUAGGAUACGCGCCGGCGUUGGAGGAGCUGUGGGUGGAGGAGUGCAAUCUGUCGCUGGAGCAGGUGAAGGUUCUGAUCCGGCCCUUCAUGACGUCGCUGCAAAAGUUCCACUGCAUAUGCAUUGCAAAUAUGUCUGGGUCUGGAAAGGUUGAACUUGUAUUGCUUGUCCAGGUGGACUCCAGAAAAAUCUGUAUUGCAUAAAGGCAACAUAAAGCGCCACAGUCUCGCCAUGAAAAAGCGCAGUUUGUAAUGCGCACUGAGUAUGUAAAACUAAAAGCGGAUGAAAAAUUUGUCAUGCAGUAUUGCACCCAAAGGCGCUCUCACUCAUGACCAUUCAGCAUUACAGAUUUCCAGACCCAAACACUUUUGCAAUUGAUACUGCAGCAAGCAGUUCGAUUUGUUCGAGGAGGGGGAGAAGAAAAAACCGAAGCCGCGUAUGAGCGUGCAUAAGUAACUCCCUUUUCCCCUCAUUUGUAUCGCAUCCACAGCACUACAAACACCAGCACACGUGUAUGCUGCGCAUGACAAGUUUGAUAUGCACGGAAGAUGGUAGUGCUAUUUGGGCUUCCGCUUCCAGGAUUUGUCAUGCAAACAGUGCUUCAAGGCAGAAGCUGGAUUUGGGAUUUUGCAUGACAAAUGAGGGGGAGAGGGGAUUGUGCGUUGUCAUACCGCGAGGCAUGAACACACUACGGGACGAGAUGUCCCGCAUUGUUUUCCGCAACAUUUGUUUUUUCGACAAUGUUAUGCGUUGCAAAUAUGUCUGGGUCUGGAAGAAUGAAGCCUGUCAUGCGAAAGCUGGAUCACGAGAAAGUCUGUGUUGCAUGAACUCCAACAGUUACCCAAUUCUCGCUAGACAAAAGGGGAAUUUCUCAUGCGGAAGAGGCAUGAGGAAGGUCUGAAAAAAUGUGUGAUGCGUCUGUCUGCAUUAGCAUUACAGACGAUCCGUGUGGAUCGCGAGAUGCAUCACAAAUCUUGCAACUUUCCAGACCCAGACACUUUUGCAUUUGAUAAACGUGAAGAACAUACCGGAGAACUUGUCCUACAUUGCGUUCAAACAACUCGAUUUGGAAACGAAGAACCUGAUCGACUUGGUGUGGAAUUUACUCCGGGACAAGAUCGAGAUUGACCUGGCGUUCAACCCGCUGUUGGGGUUGACCGGGCUCUCUUUGCUGUUGCUCACCCUCCGGUCCUCCAAGCAGGCAGGGCUGGAGCAAUUACGAAAAAUGAACUCUUCCAGAGGAUUGCAGCACAGCAGCACAACGCUAGGGGAGAUCUUGGCCGCAGGGGAGGUACUAGAGCAGAACAGCGAAAACAAGAACCCUGCUGCAGACGAAAGCGCAAACGCGGACAAAACGCAAACGAAGCCGGUUGUACCGAGCUCCAUUUUGGGUCUGGACAAAUCCAACACGGUGGACAUGCUGGAGGUCGGCGAUGACAACGAUGACGAGAACAGCAAGUCGAAACUUCCGCGAGAAGAGUACCCCAAUUCCCGGCGCAAUAACCGGCAGAAACCCUUCCACCAGGUCGGGGACCCGACGGAAACGAACAAAAGACGGAGGAAGUUCAAGCAGCUGAUCAUUCGGUAUGAGGGGUGCGUUUACCCAAGAGUUUUGUCGGCGAAACAGUGGGGAAACCUAAACGCCAUUGUCACGGUAUCCUGAGUAAAAACGUACCCACACCAGAGUUGUAAUGCAAAUCUACAUGCUGAAAAUGUUUCUCAUGCGGAGCUCCAUGAGAAGCAUUUUCUAGUCGUGUUUUGCAAUUUGUCAUGCUCCAAUCAGCAUGGUGCGCUAGAUCUGUGAUGCUGCUGAGCUAGCUCAAACAGCACUACACUACGAAUCCAAAUUUGUCAUGCAAAACAGCCAAAACUUGUGGAUUUGUCUAGCCGAUUCCCCAUCUUGACUCUGGUGUGGGUACGUUUUUACUCAGGACACACGGAACUGAAGGAAGACUUCGGUAUCACGGUGACGCAUAUGAGAGUGCAUAACUCCCCCUCCCCCUCAUUGUUGUAAUGCAAAAGCCCAAACUUAGUUGCUGCCUUGUAGCACUUUUUGCAUGACAAAUUCUGAAAUCCCAAACAGUACUACAAUCGGCGCAUAAACUUGUCAUGCUCAGGCUCCACGUAUCAGUAGUACUUAUCUUGCUGUUUGCAUUGCUGUUCACGCCGUACAAAUGAGGGGGAGGGGGAGUCGUGCACUCUCAUAACACACGAUGUCGAAAAGAAGGAGGGGGUCUUGAGUCAGAAGACGGUGAUGCUGCCGCCGAUAGAAGGGGGAGGAGAUGUGGUGAUUGAAGAGUAGCUGGGCGGUUUAUCUUCUUGUUAAAAAACGUACUGCAAGACGUUGUACGUGUACGAUUAAAAAGCAAACCGGUACAACUUUACUGGUAUUAAAGCUUCUACUAGAUGUUUCGAAUUCCAUGUUUAGCGAAAUUUUAUGUUUCGAAUUCCAUUUAUUUUAGCAACAGAAAGAAUCAAUACGCUAUGAUGUUUCGAAUUCCAUUUCCAUUUGAGAAUAAACGACGUAAAGAAAAAGAUUAAUUCAUCACACAAAAUUCACACCUCGUGUAGUUUUCCUUUUACUUGAUAUGUCAUAUAGUAGAGCUUGUUUUAUUUGAAAGACUGUAGUUAGCAGCCGCACCGGAGAAAGAUAAUAUUAUGUAGUUUGUAGGUUGUCUACCACGACCUAGGAAUUACCAACCUAGACUACCGCUUAUGUUGUGAGCCUGCGAUACUUUUCCUCACUGUACGUGUUACUUGUUUCCGUCGCCUGUCGACGUGUGUUAUUUUUACCCUAGUAAGCAAUCCCGUGCACCACUCGCGUGCAUGUUGCGUAGCGCAAUAACGUACUAAUACCGCUACUACGUACCAGUUGUUGUUUCAUCCCAGCGAGAAGAUGAACACCUGUACAGUAAACGCUAGAACAUUAAUAUGGUAACGGUAGAAAAAUCCGAUGUCAGGAGAAGCUGUACGUGUAGCACACCAUCUACUAC